Aspergillus chevalieri is the source of this 2169-nucleotide messenger RNA. Its product is annotated as putative MFS transporter. Lineage: Eukaryota; Fungi; Ascomycota; Eurotiomycetes; Eurotiales; Aspergillaceae. Gene Ontology annotation, molecular function: transmembrane transporter activity. The coding region runs from base 1 to 2169 and encodes 722 amino acids. Gene Ontology annotation, biological process: transmembrane transport. The record is from RefSeq and is a predicted model, not a curated record. The transcript has 3 exons.
AUGGAUUCUGCUUGGAGGCGGGAAAACAACAUUGAGGAUAAAAUGACGUCGGGGGCCAUGCCUCACGGAGCUGUAUCCGAUGAGGGCGCCAUGGAGAACAAACCAGAGACUUCUGAGGACCAAGCACGGCAAGUCACUCCUCGCUGGAAACGAUGGCUUGGAGGCAACUCGAAGGAUGAGGAGUCUCCGGAGGUGAAAGAGCCUUAUCGCGCCAAGUCGACGUUGGGUAUCUUGAGCGAUAAGCAGACGGACGAAGUACCUGGAACGGUUCUUCUGUUGUCCCACGACCGCAACGAACCACUAGGAUUGCGACGUCAACCCGAGCGCACGGCUCCGUCAUCAUUCCCUCAACCGAAUCCUCCGACCCGUUCUCCUUCUCGCGACCCCAUUAAAAAAACUACCGAUGGCGUCGUUUUGAGCCCUCAGCCUGAUGAUUCCGCGAACGAUCCGCUCAACUGGCCGGUUUGGCGACGUGAUGCGGCGUUACUGUCGCUGGGGUUUUACAGUUUGUUGGGAGGGGGAAUGACCCCUGUCCUGGCAGCGGGAUUCAAUAAUGUGGCCGCGACCUAUGAUGUGUCGACGCAGCAGGUGGCCUACACGACCGGUUUAUACAUGUUGGGACUGGGAGUGGGCUCGGUGAUUAUGUCUCCGACUGCUAUUUUGUUCGGGAAGCGACCAGUAUACUUACUGGGUGCCACCCUUUUCAUCCUAUCAGCUGUCUGGUGUGCGCUGUCGCCGGAUUACGCUAGCUUGGUGGUUGCCCGUGUCUUCCAGGGCAUUGCAGUGAGCCCGGUCGAAUGCCUUCCAUCAGCCAGCAUCGCAGAGAUUUACUUCUUGCAUGAGCGUGCAUAUAGAAUCGGCAUUUACACCCUCCUGUUGCUAGGUGGCAAGAACUUGGUUCCCUUGGUGAGUGCUGCCAUCAUCAAUAGUAUGGGAUGGCGUUGGGUGUUUUGGAUCGUGGCUAUCAUUACUGGUGGCUGUUUGGUAUGCCUUUUCUUCUUCGUGCCCGAGACGUUUUGGGAUCGCACGCCUCGUCCCCAUCGCCAUCAUAAACGACCAAACCUCCAUCGGAGCGUCUCGAAUAUCAUUUCCCACGGACGACGGGGUCGGCCGCCGUAUGCUGAAAGCUUGGCCGACAAAGUGGAAGAAGAAAUUCAGCCCCCGUCACCAGUUGCGAGGAGGCACUCGGAUCGCCACGUUGAGUUUGACAGUCAUGAGAAGGUAGAGGAAGGAGGGCACGGUGGCCAAGAAGGAGACCGAAUCACGGCAAUAUCAACCACGGGGGCGGAGAACAGAGCGGCCGAUCCUGAGAAGCCAGAUCAUCCGAAUGACCCUGAAGCGGCCAAACACGCGGGCAACGACUCUCCCGCCCCAGUGACCGGAGCGGCACGAUACACGAACCGGCUUCGAGAGCGGGGUCCAAUCCCUUUCGCCCAAUAUCUUAGACCCUGGUCGGGUCGGAUCGCCCAUGACAAGUGGCUGCGUGUUGCAGUACGACCGUUCAUCUUGUUCGCCUACCCGGCCAUCCUGUGGUCGACAGCAGUGUACGCACUGUCUGUCGGAUGGCUGAUUGUCAUGUCAGAGCUCGUCUCCCAUAUCUACCAGGGAGGCAGCUACAACUUCACUUCGCUGCAGGCGGGUCUGAUCUACAUCUCCCCGUUUGUAGGUGGGUUAAUCGGCACCGCGGUGGCGGGUAAAGUGUCUGAUAUCAUCGUCAAGUUCAUGACCCGUCGUAACGGGGGUGUUUAUGAGCCGGAGUUCCGACUCGUGAUGGGUAUUCCAAUUGCCUUGUCGACGACGGCAGGAUUGAUGGCGUUUGGCUGGAGUGCGCAGGAGAAGGAUGCAUGGAUCGUGCCUACGAUAUUCUUCGGACUGGUGUCUUUUGGGUGCUGUCUGGGUAGUACGACGGCCAUUACAUUUGCCGUAGACAGUUAUCGACAAUAUGCAGGGGAAGCCCUGGUGACGCUGAACUGGAGCAAGAACGUCUUCCACGGCCUAAUCUUCUCCCUGUUUGUUGUCGACUGGAUGGAAUCCGACGGGGCGCGAACGGUAUUCCUGGCCCUUGGUGGAAUCCAACUAGGCUGUCUGCUAUUUACAAUCCCAAUGUACAUGUACGGCAAGCGGGCGCGGAUGUGGACAGUACGCAAACGGCUGAUGGAGAAGUUCUAG